Molecule: messenger RNA, 1053 nt
Organism: Electrophorus electricus (electric eel)
Lineage: Eukaryota; Metazoa; Chordata; Actinopteri; Gymnotiformes; Gymnotidae
Product: deoxynucleoside kinase
Biological process (GO): nucleobase-containing compound metabolic process
Cellular component (GO): mitochondrion; cytoplasm
Molecular function (GO): deoxynucleoside kinase activity; ATP binding
Source: RefSeq, a predicted model, not a curated record
UCUCAGAUUGUCUUUGCACUUCUUGCCGCGUGUCUCAAACUGGAUUCCCUGUCGAAAUAGAUUAUGAGUAGAGCGUACCAAAGUACUUGUUGAUUUUUGCAAGAAACAGUACGUGAGUGCUUUUAGUAUGGCUACACCACCUAAGAGGAUAUGUUCAAGUCCCAUUUUCAACAGCAGUUUUGAAAAGACAGUCAAGAAGAUAUCUAUUGAAGGAAACAUUGCUGCGGGAAAAUCGACCUUUGUGCGGUUGUUGGCAAGAGCAUCGGAGGAGUGGGAAGUCAUACCGGAGCCCAUUGGGAAGUGGUGCAGUGUUCAGACGACAGAAAAUGAGUUUGAGGAACUCAGUACAUCCCAGAAGAGUGGAGGCAACCUGCUGAAGAUGAUGUAUGACAAACCCAGCCGCUGGUCUUACACCUUCCAGAGCUACACCUGUUUGAGUCGAGUUCGUUCCCAGCUUCAGGCCCCCUCUGCCAAGCUGCAACAAGCAGAGAAUCCAGUCCAGUUCUAUGAACGCUCUGUCUACAGUGACAGAUAUGUUUUUGCUUCAAACCUCUUUGAAUCUGGAGAUCUGAAUGAGACAGAGUGGGCGAUCUACCAGGACUGGCAUGGCUGGCUCCUCUCUCAGUUUGAGACUGAGAUUGAGCUUGAUGCAAUGAUCUAUCUGCGGACAGAUCCUGAGAAAUGUAUGCUGCGCCUUAAGCACAGAGGACGUGAGGAGGAACAGGACAUCCCUCUGGAAUACUUGGAGAAACUGCAUUAUAAGCAUGAAUGCUGGCUCUAUAACAGAACUACAAAGCUUGAUUUUGAGUACCUGAAGGAUCUUCCUAUUCUUGUACUGGAUGUUAGCGAAGACUUCAAAAAUGACAGAAUUAAGCAGCAGGAACUGAUUGACAAGGUGAUGGAGUUCCUGAGUAUGUGCUGACCUGAGGCCUCGUGCUUCUCACUCUUCAUUGGACACAAGUUUGCUAUUAGGUUAACCUUUUUAAACAUUUUACCUGAAAUGUACCUCAAACUCCAAUCAAAGGAAAUGCAUAAGUUUUAUUUAUAUAUAUA